AUGCUCCGAAGGCAGACACCGUCAUUGCAUAAGUUGAAGAAACAAUACAGGAUUUUAAUGAGUGAUUUUGGAGAUUCCCACGACUCUGGAGAGCCGAGAAACUUAAAGAAACGUCUUUCGAUAUCCAACUCACCCACUAGGGUUUUGAACGAGUCCAGCGAGCCCAAUGCAACCGUGGAGCUCAAAAAAAAGAAGAAACCGUGCAUGGGCGAAUUACGGGACAGUGCUGGGUUCAAAAUUAAAGUUCAGGAAUCCAAUCAUUUACGCAAUAAACAGGUGGAUCCCGAGUACGAGGUCAAAAUAGAAGGCCCAUUGCGCAAAAUCGUGCCAUAUUAUUUCACAUAUAAGACGUUCUGCAAGAUGCGGUGGCGCGAUAGGCCUCUCAUUGAUAUUUUCGUGAGCGAAUUCCGUGACCGUGAAGAAUCCUACUACAGAAAGACCAUUGCCAAGGGAUCUGUCAUGCUAAAUGACAAACCGGCAAAUUUGGAAUCGAUUGUUCGCAACGGAGAUUUGAUAAUGCACAAUAUUCACCGUCACGAACCGCCAGUAACGUCCCGGCCGGUGAAAAUCGUUUUCGAAGACAAGGACAUCUUUGUGAUCGAUAAGCCUAGCGGUAUUCCUGUGCAUCCAACAGGCCGAUACCGCUUCAAUACAAUUACUAAAAUUUUGCAACGUCAAAUGGGUAUUGCAGUACACCCAUGCAAUAGACUAGACCGGCUCACUAGCGGACUCAUGUUUUUGGCUAAGACUCCCGCCGGAGCAGACCGCAUGGCGACACAGUUGAAGGCUCGAGAGGUUAAAAAAGAAUACAUCGCUCGUGUUGUUGGAGAGUUUCCAGUUGAAAGUCUGACCGUUUCAAAAGCCCUCCGUUGUGUCGAACCCCGGCUUGCACUCAAUGCCGUGUGCAACCCAGACGAGGAAGGUGCUAAGGAGGCCGAAACUGUAUUCACGCGAGUUAGCUACGAUGGCCAUACCAGUUUGGUCAAGUGUCAACCUCAUACCGGGAGGACGCACCAAAUUCGUGUUCAUUUGCAAUACUUGGGCCACCCUAUCGCUAAUGAUCCUCUUUAUUCCAAUCCGCAGGUUUGGGGGCCCACCUUGGGGAAAGGACAUAUUGACGAUUACUCCAGUGUCAUAAAAGCGCUCUCCAAAAUUGGCAAAACUGAGUGUGCGGAAAGUUGGUACCAUCCGGAUUCUCAAGGUGAGCUUCUUUUGGACGAAAAAUGUCCCGAGUGUGAAACCGACUUGUACACGGACCCAGGUCCCAACGAUCUGGACCUUUGGUUACAUGCUUACUGCUACGAAUCUACCGAGUUUGAUAGCCAGGGUCUUAGAUUGUGGUCCUACAAGACCGAGUUCCCUGACUGGGCCUUGCAGCCACAUCGUCAAUAUAUGGAACUAGCAAUACAGGAGGCGCAGAAAUGCGGCCCCACAACGACGGCUUUCAGCGUUGGCGCUGUUUUGGUAAAUGGAAGUCAGGUUUUGGCCGUGGGGCAUUCGAGGGAGCUUCCGGGCAACACACACGCAGAACAAUGUGCGCUGGACAAGUACUUUGACGCCACAGGACAAUCCAAGGUUCCUCUCGGAAGCGCACUUUACACAACCAUGGAACCAUGUUCGCUGCGUCUGAGUGGCCAGUUGCCUUGUGUGGACCGUAUCUUGGCUCAGGAUAAAAACAUCCGGACUGUUUUUGUCGGUGUUAUGGAGCCUGAUACCUUUGUGCAGAACAAUACCAGUCGGACUAAGCUUUCUCAAUGUGAAAUCGACUAUGUCCUGAUACCAGGCUAUGAAAGUGCCUGCACGACGGCCGCUUUCAAAGGUCACGACGUCAAGAAUGAAUAG
Lachancea lanzarotensis is the source of this 1842-nucleotide messenger RNA. Its product is annotated as LALA0S02e09846g1_1. The record is from RefSeq and is a predicted model, not a curated record. Lineage: Eukaryota; Fungi; Ascomycota; Saccharomycetes; Saccharomycetales; Saccharomycetaceae. The coding region runs from base 1 to 1842 and encodes 613 amino acids. The transcript has a single exon. Gene Ontology annotation, biological process: pseudouridine synthesis. Gene Ontology annotation, molecular function: RNA binding; pseudouridine synthase activity.